AUGAUUCUGAUUGCAAUCGGGACAGGCUUUUGGAUGCAAUUAUCAGUGUAAAUCUUUUUUUCUAUCUGUAUCGGGUAGGUAACAAUACAUACAGUAUGUAGCUCAGAUGCCCGCCAAGUUACAAAAAAAGCGAUUUUGACUGAAAGCAGGCUCACGGGGGUAUUAAAAGUAGUGUUAGGUCCCCCGGUGGCGAUAUUUUUUCGUAAUAAAUUGAGUAAUUUGGAAACGCGGCGAUUCGGGCUUAUUGAGUAGGAGCAUGCAAUACGUGUACACGAAAAGAAAAGACCGUUGUGGCCGUCCUCGGAUUGCAUUUCUCCCUAGAAAUGAUGUAGUAUGCAGUGACUGCUAGUCGAUCAUUUGAUGGCGAGCAAAGCCCUUUAACAUGAUAUGCAGAAUUUUUAUUCUAGAUGCUUCAUUUGUGCAGUGAGUGCGAUUACUCAAGUAGGGAUAAUUACUUUUUGUCCUGUUUGGGAGGUUGCUGUUACAAAGCUGGCCACUGACUAAGAAACUGGGAUAUAUGUAGCAAGCGCAGCUACGAAGGAGCCAUUUUCUGUUUAUAGAUUUUCCGUAACGUUAGUUUUACUACCGUGGCUGCCAAGUUUUAUGGCGUCCCUUGAGUUCCGUGGAGCACUGAGGUGUUCAGCGUUCUUAGUCGAUAACCAGGGGACGUUUUUACGGUUAUCGAGAUUAUUAAAAUGCGACAGUUCUUAGAGGGUUUUGCCGAUGUGUGCGGUCGGUAGUUGUUUUAUUCUCAACCAUCAGUUCGGGUGUUUAUAGGCUGACCUAGAGUGAAACUCCUCACCCUAGACAGGUCUCCACAACAAAGGCUGGCGAUGACUAUGCCCAGUAAAAAAAGGCACUAUAUAGCGGGCUUUUUCUUUCGAACACGAAUGCCUGCACCCUUAUUUUUUUCCAGAGUGGAAAUUUUUGAAAAAUCUUUAGUAUGUUUAAGUUGGAGGGGUUAACAUCACAUUCUUACGUUCCUAGAAUAUUAUUAUAAAUGCCCUACAGUAGUCCUAGAGCGCCAUACUGUUCUGUUUCUAAAUUGCAUAUAAACUUGGCGUGAGGCGCCCGAAAUGUCACGUCAUGGGCAUGGAAGUUAAACAAGCAGAGAGUGUGUCGAGUCUCACCAAGGGAGUUCUGUUAUCUCUUUGGCAGUGAUCCAGGUGCCCGUACACGUGACGUUGCUCUGCGCAAAUCGUUAAACUAGGAAAGGAAAAUUGCUACUUCUAAGGUACUCCUUGUGGACCAUAUGGGUCGCGGUCAUUAUGUCUCACUAGCCUCAAUGCCCACACACCACAUCUUUCCCUACAAUGUUCUUCGUUCUUUUACAGAGUUGCUAGGCGAACUCGUUCUUCAUAUGCCCUCGUGAUUUUGAUGAAAAAAUAAGAAACAUCGACUGUCCUUUUAGGGUUUUUUUUCUCCUCAGGUCAUCCAUUCCAACCACUUUCACAGUUGCUUCCCCUUUUCAGCAUAUUGUUGCACUUGAUUCAAUAAAGGCUUAGUAGCGCCCAGGAAUUAACCCCAUAUGACCAUCCUUUUCAUAAAAAUGCGGUCUGCCUCGAUAGGUAGUCUGACGCCAUUUCGAUUAUUAAAUGCUUGAUCUAAUCGACUGCCUUUAUUUUGACUCAGCUGCGAAGAACUCGAUGACCCCGAUGGGAUUCGAACUCACGACAGCUAGGGGAGGGCUUGAGUGCAUCCAACGCCCUUGCUACCUGCGCUACGAGGCCGCACCGACAGCUGUGGAUUUAGUCUCAUUUGGGUCAAGUUAUCCGUACAGCCUUCUGCAACGCCUGGAAUCCACCAAAUCCGAUAUAGUAAACUGUGUACCCAAGCAGGAUUUCCUAAGUAAUCCAUCUAGAAUCCAGUAGAUGAAUGCCAGGCUCAUGUAAUCAAUAAGUGUUGUGUUCGAAUCCUGCCGAGGUCGCCGAGUUUUCCACAGUCGGGUCACAAUGAAUUCGAAAUCUGCCAAAACACAUUAAAUUGACCAUUAUAAACCAAUUAGAAGAAAACAGCAUUGUUGCCGGAAUUAAUAGUGCUAGUUUGGAAGGUUCUUCAUUUCUCCUCUGUGAGCUCUAUCAAUGAAUUUGGAUGCAUUCGGGUGCGAUUCUUAUCCUUUCUUAUUAUUGACGGCCUAGUUGGCCUUCCGUUACUUACGUGGGGGCUACUUUCCUGUACAAAAUAUUCCAAGGUGUACUGUUCUGUUCACUGUGAGUAUGUUAUGUAGUUCUUACCAUCCAUUGUUUUUUCAUGUUGCGUACUCGUAAGUACACUUAAUUUCACUUGCAGCUUGAGUGCACGGUACUACUAUUGCGCCCCUCCCAUAGGAUCCGGACUCUUGCAUGAGUGGACCACCGUCUCGCGAAAAGUAGAUCUAAAGGUGCAUUACUGUCUGGAGUGGUGCCAACGGGCAGCCUAUUUGGUUACAGUGGUGUCCGCUACGGAGGCGUUAAUUACGCCAUUUUCUUACUUUUGCACUCCCAAAACCUCCUUGACUGGAGACGGUGCUUUUCAACUGCUACUAACUGCAUUUCCCUCGAAUCACUGGCCUUCUAACUUAACUCAUCAUUGGGAGUCUGCGUACUUUGUUGUCUCUUCGGCAUUCUCGGUUUUUUGCCUAAAACUUUUUCCUGCCUGAAUAAAGCUAGCUGUGGUCUUCUUUGCUCGGUCUUCGACAAAAUACCCAUUAAAUAUGACGAGCUUGUGACCACGCCGCGGGCUGGGAGAGCGUUUGGACUCUGUUCAGAGUGCAAUUCGACCCUCUAUAGCUAUAUUACGAUCAGCUGGGGCACGGCGAUCUUUCAUUUGGGAAGACCCCCGAGGUUAGUAGAAGAUGCGUCCGCUGGAACUAGGGGUUUCCCAUACUGACGUUUCGGAUUCUCAGUUCAACCCAUCAUCAGAGACAGUCGCAGGUAUAGGUUUUCCGACCGUUCGGUAUUCGGUCUGGCGCCCGACAGGGUUGUAUCCUGACACCAAUACUGUUUAACUACGCUAUUGACUGGAUCCUCGGGAGGGCCCUACGCGAGAGUGAAGGCGUUGAAUUUGCACCUGGACAUCGACUGACUGAUCUCGACUAUGCCGAUUAUAUCGCAUUACUUGCCUCAAGUUUUGGUGAUCUGCAGUCUAUGGUGUCACGGGUGAACGAGGUCGCUAAAUCAGUCGGUUUGUCCAUAAACGCUGGGAAGACCAAAGUGUUCUCAAGCUGCAUCCCUGACCAGGAGAAGACACCCCUCGGGAUCGAUGGCUGUCAACUUGAAGAAGUAGACAGUUUUAAAUACCUUGGGGCGAGGCUGCUGCCUAAUGGACAGAGUAAGGAUGACAUUGUCUCCCGAAUCGACGCUGCCCGCUGGAUUUUUUCAAACCUUCGGAAAUGCCUGUGGAACCGACGUGACCUCUCCAUCGCCAGUAAGAUUCGCGUGUACCAUGCAUCUAUCCGGUCUGUCCUCUACGGUUGUGGAUGCUGGACUUUGCGCGUGGAGGACGAGCGAAAACUGGAGGUAUUUGACUACCACUGCUUGAGGACCAUCCUUCGAGUGAAGUUCACCGACUUCGUCUCAAAUGAGACGGUCCGCGCUCGCUGCGACAUCUCAAGGAUAACUCCGGCCAUCCAAGAAAGACGACUGAGGUGGUUCUGGCGUGCUCUUCGUCGUCCACCUCAGGAGCUCAGUGUUACUGCCCUCGAUCCGGCGCCGUUGCCCUAUUGGAGGCGUCGAAGAGGGGGUCAGUUCAAAACCUGGCUCGACACUGUCCGUCAAGACAUGGAGGUGGUUCUUGGACCUUCGGUAUUCGGUCUCCGUCGUUGGCGAAGGGAAUGGGUUGAGCUGUCUAGAUCUGCUGCCGCGGAUCGUCACGCGUGGAGAGGUACAAUUCGGUACAUCAUCGAGGCCGGCUAG
Spirometra erinaceieuropaei is the source of this 3893-nucleotide messenger RNA. The record is from the annotation of a GenBank genome assembly. Lineage: Eukaryota; Metazoa; Platyhelminthes; Cestoda; Diphyllobothriidea; Diphyllobothriidae.